Messenger RNA from Ostreococcus lucimarinus CCE9901, 957 nucleotides. RefSeq lists its product with no specific name. Gene Ontology annotation, molecular function: ATP hydrolysis activity; ATP binding. The record is from RefSeq and is a predicted model, not a curated record. NCBI's taxonomy places the organism in Eukaryota, Viridiplantae, Chlorophyta, Mamiellophyceae, Mamiellales, Bathycoccaceae. The transcript has a single exon. The annotation marks the transcript as partial. Gene Ontology annotation, cellular component: mitochondrion; chloroplast; cytoplasm.
GGGGCGUACGUGCACGGGGGACCGGGAAGCGGGAAAACGUUUGUGAUGGAUUUGUUUUACGCCACGCUGGACGGUGAACACGGCGUGGAGAAGCGUCGGGAGCAUUUUCACUCGUUUAUGCUCGAGACGCACACGCAGUUGCACAAGUUGAAGGACUCGGAUAAGAACAUGGACACCGUGGGUCAAUACGCGUCGGCGUUGGCGAGAAAGAUGCGCGUGCUGUGCUUGGACGAGUUUCAAAUCGUCGACGUCGCGGACGCGAUGAUCAUCAAGCGUCUGCUGGAAAAUCUCUGGGCCGAGGGCGUGCUGGUGGUGACGACGAGCAACAGACAUCCGGAUGAGUUGUACAAGAAUGGGUUGAAUCGCGCGCAGUUUUUGCCGUGCAUAGCGGAAAUUAAAAGACGAUGCAUCGUGCACGAGAUGGCGAGCGAUCGCGAUUAUCGUCUCACUGGACGCGCACGGAGUGAGGAGGACCAAGCGAUGUGGAAAUCCGGCGGCGACGAAGCCGAGCGCGAGCGUUGGCUGGUCGAACGCUUGCAAGUGCUCGCGGGCGAGCGCUCGUUCAAACCGCUACAAAUAGCGAUCGGUGGACGCCUCGUGCACGUCCGGCGCGCGGGUGGUGGCAUCGCUCACUUUGAUUUUAACGAGUUGUGUGACAGCGCUCUGGGCGCCGCCGAUUACACCGCCCUCGCGAGCAUCUUCAACUCCAUAGGCGUCGGGCACGUGCCGACUUUGAGCUCAGACAGACUCGAUCUGGUGCGAAGAUUCAUUACAUUCAUAGAUGUCAUGUACGAGCAUAAGGUGAAACUCCUCGUGAGUGCGGAUGCGUCGCCUGAAGAGCUGUACCGCGCGAGCGCCGGCGACGGAUCUCGCAAAAACGCCGCCCGCGACGAAGAGUUCGCGUGGGACCGCGCAGCGAGUCGACUCGCGGAGAUGCAGUCGAAAGAGUUUCAAGAG